Messenger RNA from Vitrella brassicaformis, 1959 nucleotides. Lineage: Eukaryota; Vitrellaceae. The record is from the annotation of a GenBank genome assembly.
CUCGGAACGGACUGAAAGAAUGACGGGAAGAGCAACACCAGCGUCAGAUCCGACAAUGGAUGCUUGUCAAGCCUCAACAACAGGCUGCACGAGGAGGCGAAGGUCAGCUGUUCUCCACCAUCGGCUGUCGGUGGCUGCGACCGUCUUCCUCUCAUCGUUGCUCUCCAUGCAGCUCGCCACCUCCCUCCGCGUCACACAGCUGGACAUUCUUCGCUCGAGAUCUCACCCGCGGCGGCACCUUCCAAGAGAUCCAUUCAUCGCCUUCCUGCACUCGCCGCUCACUCUCGCCGUGCCCGCGAGUCCCCUGCCAUCAUCACGGCAUCAUCCACAGCACAGCAGAAGGAUGCGAGCACCCACACUCAGCACAGUCACUCUCAGGAUGAGUGCGUCAGCAUCAGCAGCAGGGUCGCCAGAUGAGGAGGCGAUGGAGGACGAGUCCAUAGGGAAGGAGAUCAUCAUGAAGGACCAGGCCACCAACCGGUACCUGCAGGCCACCGUCUACGACGUCCUGCCCGUCAACGACAUCAAGUACGUCCUCUGCGCCCCCAACCUCACGCCCGUGUGCUUCUCGCGGGAGGACCCCGAGAGCGGCAUGCAGCUACAGAUCGGUGCUGACGAGCCUAUAGUGGAUGAGCUGUGGGGUCUGGUGGCGCCUCAGCUGGAGGAGGAGGGCGUGGUGCUGUACCGCACGCCGUUUGUCUUGACGGCUGACGGGGAGCUGGACGCCUUCAUGGAGGAACAGGAGGGCAAAGAGGCGGAGGAAGGAGGUCAGUCAGCACGUGGGUGGGUGACGGAGGGAGGGAGGGACGAUGGUAAAGGAGUUCAGACGAAUAGGGGCUGAAUGCUUUCUCCUCUGUGUGUGUGUGUCUGUGUGCGUGCGUCAGCGGGAGACGGUGUGUUUCGGGAUGAGAAUGGGCAGUGGUGGGUCGAGACCGACAGUAAGUGUUCACACACGUGGCAGCGAGGAUACAUACCCCCUCACAGCAAGUAGCUGAGUCAAUGUGUGUGUGUGUGUGUGUGCGUAGCUGGUAAGGUGCCGAUCAAGUACACGGGCUACAGCCCCACCCUGGGCGUCGAGGACGAAGAAGACGCACUCAGCGGUAAGAUGACAGGACAAAGACGGAACCGGGCGGAGGCCAUGAGUGCGGUGAGGUGCAUGAGUGUGUGUGUAUGUAUGUGUGUGUUUGUCAGACUACAUGGGGGACUAUGAAGAGGAGUGGACGGCAGGAGAGAUCAGCGCCGACAUGGAAGAAGACGUAACCGACUACCCACACACACACCCGCACACUGAAACAGACGAAUGCCGCCCGCCUCAUGUUUAUGUGGCAUGCUAUGCAUCCACCCAUGCCAUGGCAUGCAGGUGACUCCGUUGGCGUCGCUUGAGUACAAGGGUGUGGAGUACGAGCUGUCGCGUCUGCCCGACUCCAUCCGCAUGUUUGGCGUGCCCACCGAUGAGGUCUUCGAUGGAAAACCCGUCUACACAUGGCCAUCGGACGAAGAGGUAUGGAUGUAUGUGUGUGUGGGUGGGUGUGUAUGCAUGCUCGCACACAAACAAUCGUAUUGUGUGUUGUGUGUCAGAUUGAGACUUUGGAGUACGGGCUGGAUGAGGACAGGAGAAUGCUGGAACAAAUACCCAAGGGUAUCUGAGGGGACGGGAGGGGAGGGGAGAUAGACGGAAGGCAGAUAGAUACAUAGUCUCUGUGCGCUGCAUGGGAUGUGUUACUGAUCUGUUUGUUUGUCCGACUGUCCGUCCACCACUCAAAUGUGGUGUGGUGAACAUUGUGACCUGUCUGUGUCUCGGAUGUCAUUCAUUCCAUGCAUGUUUUAAAGCCUCUUGUAUCCGCUCCAAGUCGCAAAUGGGCUCACCUAGACAGAUCUCCACUUCUUGAGGAUCGCGACCUCGGGGGGCGGUCAAGGGGCUUCUUCCGGCGGAGACUCAAUGCCUUAUCUGUGUGAUCC